AUGUCAGGAGACAGUCACAACCGCGGUCAGAAGCGCAAGCUUGACCAACAAGAAGGAAGAGAAUUGCUCGGCAUGGGCGCCACUCUGUCACGACUCAAUGGCGACAGCGACGCCGACUCGACAAGCCAACCCACACAAGCUGCUAGCGACGAUGGCGGAGAGUGGACUACAGUCGAUCGCAGUUCCAAGCGCCAUAAGAAGAGCAUACACCAAAACUACCCGCAGAUCACUCAUGCCCCGAACGCUCGUCUCCAAUCCUUCGUCAAAAUCUCCGACUUGCAAAACCUCGUCCUCUAUCUCCUUGCCGACGGCAGCGGCCCUCAAUGGAUCAGCGUAAAGCACAAGAAGGACAUUGAGCGUGUCGUGUGCCUGAUGGUGCCUGGACUCGAGGCAGACAUGUUUAACGCCAACAUCAGCCUGGAUCCCACUCAAGACACGCCCGCCAAAGCCACCACUCAACACCCAGAGUCCAACGUAGAAGACACACCUCCAUCCAAGAAGCUGAAGAUCACAAUCUCGCCCGACGACUAUUACCCGGUCAAACUCGUCUCGCCGAAACUCCCUGCCCCGUUACAGCCUUUCGCCGAGAUGUUCCCUCACAUCUGGCCCGUCAAGACUCCCGGAGAGUUCAACCGUAUGCACUCUCCGCUACAAGCUUUGUUGACAUCACCUCUACCCAAGUCAAAAGACGAGAAGAAGAUCAAGGGUCCCAAGCCCCCAAGAGAAGGCGCAAGAUGGCAGAACCAGAGAACUCCUAUCACCGAGUUUUUGGCAACAAGAGAAGAGCUGUUGGACAAUGGAUACGCCAUUCACCCUGCAUAUCUGCGAUCAGAUGCCGAGCGUGCAGCUGAAAAGGCAAGGCGUCACAAGCACUGCCAGUCAGAAGAGGAUGGCUGGAUCAAUCUCCCCGACAUCUCGUCACUUGACGAAGGCAUUGUGCCAUCAGAGGAAAUCGAGCAGGGCAGCAUUCUACAGGGCCGCAAUGUCUUGACUGUCGACUGUGAAAUGAUUUCCACAUCAGAAGAGAGAUUUGCUCUUGCUCGUGUAUCGUUCAUAGACUGGGACGGCAACAUCGUGCUUGAUGAGCUCGUCAAGCCUCCAGGCACCGUGACAGAUUACCUAACACAGUACUCGGGCAUUACCAAGGAGAUGAUGGAGCCAGUCACACAGACUCUUGCCGAACUACAAGCAAAACUGAAGGGCGUUCUCACAUCUCGCACCAUUCUGCUAGGCCACUCUCUCGACUCUGAUCUCCGCGCUCUUCGCAUGUCCUUCCCAUUCAUCGUCGACACCACUCUCAUAUACCCUCAUCCCAAAGGUCCUCCUCAGAAAUCGUCUCUCAAAUGGCUUACUCAGAAAUAUCUUUCCCGCGAAAUCCAGAACCGUGGUCCUCAGGGUCACGAUAGUGUUGAGGACGCAAAAGCAUGUCUCGACCUUGUCAAGCAAAAAUGUGAGAAAGGAAAGACAUGGGGUACCUCUGAAGCUACCAGCGAGAGUAUCUUCAAACGUCUCGGCCGUGUUGGUGUGGAAGACGACAAAGACGAAGGCGGCAUGUUGUCUGAAGAGAAAGAGNGGCAGGCAAAGACUGGCCGCACAGGUGCUGUUGUCGACUGGGGUGACCCGAAGCGCGGGUUCGGUGCCGCCGCCACUUGCACAGUAUCUUGCGAGAGUGACGCAGAUGUAGUUGCCGGUGUCCAGCGCGUUCUCUCCGGCCCUCAGACUACUGAAGAAGCCAAUACCCCCGGCCAGCACAUUCCCAUCGGUGGCUGCGAUUUUGUCUGGGCACGUCUCCGCGAGCUCGAAGCUCUGCGUGGCUGGUGGACCCGCACCACCUCUGCCGAUGCAGCCGCCCGUCUCGCCAAUACCCUAGCCGACAAUAAUGCCUCUGAAGGACAAGGAAUCACCACCUCUGCUCUCGCCGAUGCAGUGACUAGAACCACCGCAUCGGUCAAAGCCAUCUAUGACUCCCUACCACCAAAGACUGCCUUCAUCAUCUACUCCGGCGGUGGCGAUCCCACAGAGAUGCGCCGCUUGCAAUCCAUGCAGCAGCAAUACAAACGCGAUUUCCAGACCAUGAAGUGGGAUGAGUUGCCCAUCAAGUGGACGGAUGUCGAAGAGCAAGAGCUCAAGAAGGCCGCCAUGAAGGCUAGAUCUGGUGUCGGCUUUGUGGUGUGCAAGUAA
This is a messenger RNA of Aureobasidium uvarum, 2181 nucleotides long. NCBI's taxonomy places the organism in Eukaryota, Fungi, Ascomycota, Dothideomycetes, Dothideales, Saccotheciaceae. The record is from the annotation of a GenBank genome assembly.